Messenger RNA from Dichomitus squalens LYAD-421 SS1, 1152 nucleotides. RefSeq lists its product as uncharacterized. The transcript has a single exon. Lineage: Eukaryota; Fungi; Basidiomycota; Agaricomycetes; Polyporales; Polyporaceae. The record is from RefSeq and is a predicted model, not a curated record. Bases 1 to 1152 code for a protein of 383 amino acids.
AUGGACCCCCUCCUCCUCGCUCCCGCCGUCCAUUCCGACCAGCAAGACUACAUCGGCCCCUCCUCUCCCCAUAGCAACCUAUACGACAUCUCCCCUCACCUCGGUUCGGCCUACGACUCCUUCGACAUCCACCCGGACUCCGUCUCCCACUUCCCCCACACCCCGUCCUACAACGGCUCUUACCAGAACUCGCCCUACUCCACCUACUCCGAUCUUCCUCCAAUAGACGGCGCCGACGACAUUGGUCUCUUCCAAGACAACCCUUCAGGCAUCUCCAUCACCGAAGAGUACGACCCAUCAGACUACGACGUCCCCUCCGCGGGCAAUCCCCUCACAUUCGACGACCAUUUCACGAACACAAACGUCUCUGUGUCCGUCACUCCCCCGCUCAACGACUACUCGUCUCCCAACGCGUUCGACCACGCAUCUCCCGCUUCCAGCAACGGUCUGGAGGACGACAACCACAGCCACGCCUCUUCAAAUUCGUCCUACAUGCAUCCGUCUUCUCCCCGUCCCGACAUCUCCCAGACCUUCCAGGAUCUGUCCUUCCGCUCCCCUGCAUGGCCCCAAGGUUCUCUCCCUGACGACCGUCGGUCUCCUCCCCUCUCUAAGCCUCAGUCCCCUCCUCAGCUCCUCAUCCCUGAUACGACCAGCCCUGGUGGGGCCGAUGGACACUCACCUCCGACGAUCAACGCUCCCGACGGCGACGGCGGCUUGAUGGGCGGCCCCACCUUACAAAUCGUUCCUGCUACUCCCAUCAGCGGGGGAGGCGUUACCGCGCAGAAUGUGCCUUUCCAGGACACCCUUGCAAAUCUUCAGUCAGGUGAGUUCCCACCGUCCUUUGCGCUCGUGUCAGCUUCACUCAGCGCCGACAAUGCCCAGGCGCGUCCUCGAAUGGAGGCUCAGAUGGGCAGGAGUGGGCACGGCAUCAGUAUAGCGCGCAGAGUGGUCAGUACGCCGAUCAAGCGUUCGCAUUCCCUCCCGGAUCAAGCUCGUCCUCGGCGCUCGACGACGGCGCCCAGCAAUCACAGACGCACCAGCAUUACUCGCGCGGGCAGCAGCAAUUUUUGCUUCCCCAGGCUCCGCAACGCUCGCGAAGCAUGUCCGACACUUCCCUGCGCCCUGCGCCGAUGUGGGACACGCUACCGCUGA